GAUUCGUAAGGCAAAGUGAGUCACUUGUGUCGAGAGAGAGAGAGAGAGAGAGAGAGAGACGAAGAGAAAUGGCACUUAGAGCAGCCAUCCUUCGCCAUGUUCGUGUUCCCGUGCAAACUCUAGCUUUAACCGGAUCGAGACAACGGCAAUGGAGAAUCUUCGGCUCCCUCCGGUUCAUGUCGUCGCACGAUGAACAUCUCACCAGAGAAGAUGUCGUCGAGAGGGUUAUUGAUGUGGUCAAGAGCUUCCCUAAGGUAGAUCCCUCAAAGGUGACUCCUGAUGUACAUUUCCAGAAUGAUCUGGGGUUGGAUAGCUUGGAUAAUGUAGAAAUCGUGAUGGCUCUAGAAGAGGAGUUCAAGCUUGAAAUUCCAGAUAAGGAAGCUGAUAAGAUUGAUUCCUGUUCUCUUGCAAUUGAAUAUAUAUACAACCAUCCAAUGGCUGGCUGAAAUUUGAGGUGAAAUUUUUUGCUUAAUCUUGAAUUUCAUGGAGAGUAGUAGACCCGGAUUUGGUUAACUUAUUGGCUGUUUGUGUGCAUUUACCUGAGACCAUGGGAUAAAAAGAAUAAUCUGAUUCUGUACGGAAGGAUAAUUUUGAGACUUGGAUAGCUUUUAAGCAUUCUGAAUGUCAGAAGUUGGACGGAUUAUUUUGUUCUGUUGAGAUGAAUUUUGUGGUUCAUGUUUGUGGAUUUCUUCUGUUA
This is a messenger RNA of Carica papaya (papaya), 697 nucleotides long. RefSeq names its product mitochondrial acyl carrier protein 1 (gene MTACP-1). Gene Ontology annotation, biological process: fatty acid biosynthetic process. Lineage: Eukaryota; Viridiplantae; Streptophyta; Magnoliopsida; Brassicales; Caricaceae. Gene Ontology annotation, molecular function: acyl carrier activity; acyl binding. Gene Ontology annotation, cellular component: mitochondrion. The record is from RefSeq and is a predicted model, not a curated record.